Messenger RNA from Guillardia theta CCMP2712, 705 nucleotides. RefSeq lists its product as hypothetical. The transcript has a single exon. The record is from RefSeq and is a predicted model, not a curated record. The coding region runs from base 150 to 671 and encodes 173 amino acids. Lineage: Eukaryota; Cryptophyceae; Pyrenomonadales; Geminigeraceae.
GCUUUGACCCUCCUCUCCGCCAUCGUGGUUAUUCGCGUCCGCUUGCUCUCUCCCUCACGCUCACCUGACCCUUCUGCGUCCCCUUCUGUUCGACUUUCUCCUCCUCUUUCCUUCUUCCCUUCCUCUCACUUUGAUUGAUUGUUUGCGGCAUGGUGCAACCACUCUGCAAGGACGCUUUCGAUGAUUUCUUUGGUUGCGGCGCUCGAUGCACCGCAGCUGUAUAUAGGGACAUCGAAAGGACAUCUACUCAACGCCCUCCUGUCCUCAUCGACACGGUCGACGUGUGGGACUCUGCCUUUCGGGAUGAAAGACUCAUGGGUGUUCUCAAUUCUCUAGCUUCAUUCAACCCCCUUGGUGGCCGGCGCACAAAGAGGGUCCCUGCAAAGGAGAGAAAGCAAGUGCGGUCAACGAGACACGCAGAGAAGACCAGCAAUGUCACUCGCAUCUCCUCCACCCUAGCGGUGAGGCAGACCUCCACGUUCAAGUUGAAGCAGGGGUCCUCCUUCCCCAUCCGCAGAACGGGCUCACAAGACAAGAUCAAGACCACCCACUCAUGGAACUCUAGCGUCUCCCAAGUGGAUCAGGAGAUAGCAGACCUUCGAAGAUUGUUUGAAGAGGCGAGAACAAGUGGUUAUGUCAAGUGUUGCGAUGAGAAGUUGACGUGUACAUAGCGGUGGAUAGGCGUGCCAGUGAAUAAACCAUGUG